GAGGUUUGCAUGUGACUGCUUCCAGUCUGCCUUGCUUUUAUAACUUCUAGAAAAAGAGCCACUGAGUUUGUGGAGUCUAAUUUUCAUCGUCUGUGACAUGCAACUGCUGAAAGUUCAGAAUGUUAAUUUGUUGUAUUUUGGAUCUCUCUGAUUUUAAAUAGUAACUGGGUUGGUUAGUUGGUGUGAAUCGCUCAAUCACCUGCUUCAUGCCAACAUCUGAAGGCUGCACUAGCUGAGUAACAGAAGUGUUUACUCCAAAUCCCAGCACUGGCUCUCUGACUGCUGGACAUAAGGAAAUGUGGACAGUUUCACACUGACAUUAGGAUUUAAUGUAGUAUUUAAUUUGCAGGUUUGAUUUACCCUCAACUGUGUAAUAAGACACUCUUUCUGUGACAUUUAGAUCUGUGACACUGAAGGCUGGUGUCAGGUGACACUUCUUUUCCUAGGUAAAACAGGACUCUUAUGUUAUUAUAGUUGUAGAGUCCAAUGUGAAGGCUUGUUUUAUGUGUUCAUCCAACACUGGAGAACAGAGCUACUUUUUAUUUGCCAAGAAAAUGUAUCCAAAUAGGGUUGUACGGUGGCUUAGGGGUUAGCAUGUUCCCCUCACACCUCCAGGGUCUGGGGUUUGAUUCCCACAUGGGCCAUGUGUGUGUGGAGUUUGCAUGUUCUCCCUGUGCUGUGAGGUUCCCCACAUGCAUGGUAGGCUGAUUGGCAUGUCCAAAGUGUCCGUAGUGUAUGAAUGGAUGAGUGAGUGUGUAUGUGAUUGUGUCCUGUGAUGGAUUGGCACCCUGUCGAGGGUGUACCCUGCUUUGUGCUCCAUGUUCCCUGGGAUAGCCUCCAGGUUCCCCAUGACCCUGAAGAAGGAGUAAGUGGUAGAAGAUGGAUGGAUGUAUUCAAAUAGUCACAAUGCGCUUCUUUUACAUUGUAAGGUGUGUAAGAAUUUAGUCCUGACCUGUUGCUGUCCUUAUAUACAUUAAUACCUUAUAUACCUUAAAUACAUCAUGUAGACCUUCCUUUAUGAUUAUAAUACUCUGUAGUAGAAGAAGAGGCAGUGAUGAUUUUAUAAAGCAGCCAUGAUAAUAUCGUGUAUGCUGAAUGUUGGAUCUGAUUAUUGACACAUGGCUGUUCCUCACUAAAGGCAACCUGAUGAACUCCUUCACCUCCUUUCUGUGCUGAAAUUUGAGGAGGAUGGGUCAGUGUUUGGUUUUGUUUAAAUAAGCAGUCUGGAGUCUAAGGUAAAGUUAAAGUAAAAUGGAAAUCAGUCUGCGUCACCCAUGUUGUAAUUUCUCCAUACUAAGAAGAGGACAGGUGAAGUAAGCAGAUUUGUAGAGAGUUGUGUACAAGCAGUGAAGAUCUAAAACGGAGCUACUGAAGAAACACCAGCCUUCAGAGUUUCAUAUUACAGAUUGUGAUUGUUUUUCUGACUCCUCAGCUGUCCGUCCAUCAUGAAGCUGAAUCUGUUUCUCCUGUUUCUCACUGCAGGUCUGGUCCCAGUCACUGUAUCCGUCCUGAGAACCGUCCCUCACAAUUAUAACCUGAUGAUGACACUGGUGACCUGGCCUGUUGCACAGAAUUACUGCAGAGUGAUGUACACUGACCUGGCAACCAUCCUGAGUGAUACUGAUUGGCUACGAUUUGAGAAAGAAAGAGCAAGCAAAGGUCUGGCAACAUCUGCCUGGGUCGGAUUGUACAGUGAUCUCAAUAGCUGGCGCUGGUCCUUAAACGAUCUCCCACUGAAUGUCAGUUAUACCUAUUGGUACCCUGGACAGCCUGAUAAUUACGGUGGAAAACAAACAUGUGGUUUAGCAGUUUCAUAUGGUAAAUGGUGGGAUGACCAAUGUACAAGACUACUGCCCUUCAUAUGCUACAAUGCUAAUUUCAGUGGUGCUGCCAGGUUCAUCGGCAUCAGAAGUCCUUAUAUGACCUGGCCUCAAGCUCAAACUUACUGCCGAACACAUCACACAGACUUGGCCAGCUCUCUGAACAGUUCUGACAGCGACAUAUUAUGGCAGGUGAGGGAUAGACAGGGUGAUUCCUGGAUUGGGCUUUACAGAAACGCUUGGAAGUGGUCAGACGGGACCAACGCUUCAAACAUCCCAUGGGCUCCUGGACAACCUGACAAUUAUGGGGGCCGUGAGAACUGUGCAGUGGUUAAUAACGGACUGUUUCACGAUGUACAAUGCGCCUACCUGUACUCUUUCUUCUGUCACACCAUUUACCCAGCGAGGAGUCAGAUAAUGAGACUGCAGGUGAAGUCUGAUGGGAGUGUGUUUGAUCCUGCUGUGCAGUCGUCCAUUUUAGAUCAGAUCAAACAGAAACUGGAGGAAAAAGGCAUGUUGGAGAACACCACAGUGACCUGGAAGGUGCAGCCAGAUGGAAACAUCUUCCACAAGAAAAAGGAUGAUCUGUAACGUCUAAACGCUCACCUUCAAGUCGAGCAGAUUCCAAACUGACUGAAAUUUUAUUUAACCUACAACAUUUAAGCUUUAAUCAGUAGGCAGUGUCAGAGGACAAGAUUAGCCAGAAGUAGAGGAAUAAACGUAUUUAAUUGCUCUGAUUGGAACACGCCCACUUUGACAGUCAGUUUUCAAUGUUAUGGCAAAUAUUUAAUAUUUAAGAUGUUAUUUUAAUAUUAAUGAGGAAAUAUUUUCCUCAUAAAAGCGUCUGCUAAAUGAAUAAAUGUAACUGUUCAGCUUUUGCUGCAAGAGGCCACUGGACACAGUGAUGAGGAGAAAGUCAGAGAGGGUAUGUUCAAUACUGGGUGUAAAGGGGUUAUAUGAUGAUUAAACAUUGUUAAAAGUGAAUUAUUUUGUUUGUUGGGUGUAAUAGAAUAGGUUAACAUGCUUUUAUGCUUAAAAAACACAUUAUUUUUCACAUGCUAUACAUUAUUGCAGUACUUCUAUUCCCGGCCUGCCUGAAACACUCUGAGUAGGUUCCGGUUACUCCAAAGCUCUAAUGUUUGAUAAGUUUAUAUCAAGUAACGGCAAUCCGCUACCUCUUCUCUGUAGCCUUUUGAGUACUUCUCCUCUUGAGCCGCUUUUCCUCCCUUUCCCUUUAGUCUGUUUGAGGUUUAGGUCGACCGAUAGGCUCUUUGGGACAUUUUUUAAGAGUGUUGAGUCUGUGCUUGGUGAUUAAAGCAAGUGGGCACAAGUCCAGCAGUAGCCUCUGUGAAUAAACCAGGUUUUUCGGUGGUUAAUACAUGUUCCAGUCAGCGGUUUGCAGACAGCCACGAUUGGGUGUGAAAUAACCACCAGAAGUCACAGAGUUGUCCAAAAGUUAGCCAUCGAGUUUCUAAAUAAGAAAAGCUAAAUACACUUUCUACAAAAUGUAACCUAAAACUCUUUAAUUAAAGACUUAAAUGCGACAACACACACACACACACACACACACACACAGAGCCUGUGUCACGAGUCGCACAUGCAGCGCUGCGCCCUGGAGGUGAAUUUUAUAAGUAAAAUUCCCCACAGCUGAAUAUCAAAACUUUAGCUAGCACAUUAGCAGAGGUCUCCAGCUGAGCCCUGGGCCACAACACAAAUCUCCACGUUUGAACAGUCAAUAGCAGAUUCUUCAGAAAAUAAUCUCACACUUCCAGGUUCUGAUUCAGAAGCGCAAGAUUGUGCGAGCAAAGUGAAAAUUUUUUCAGGAGUAGCCUUCGUGAACAGCCUGCGUUGUACUCUCCCAGGUUCAGGAGGCCGUCCUCCGUAAAAUGCGCUGCACACAAGCAAACGUUUGGGUUGUACUGCUCAGGAACAGCGUUCUAAAUCAAUUAUAACCACCGAUUCCUAAUUUUGUCUGUUUUCAUAAGGCCAGACAAAGGGGUAUCGAAACACACAGCGUCUCCACGGCAUGACGCCAAACAAUUCACUGAAGUCUCGCCUUCUUUCUUCGUGCCUGCCUUUGAGCGGGAUUAUGCUAAUAUUUCAAACAGUGACGCAGAUGUUUGCGGAAGUAAUAUCUGGACUUCAAUCAAGGCGUUUUAGGCGGGUCUGGAGCAGUGCUCUCUGUUAGACAGAAUAAAUCCCUUUGUGAUGAUGAGCUUUGUAACGUUGCAGAUCUUAUACAUGCACACAAAGAUAGAUUACACACUAAAUAAAAAGGAAAACAUUCAACAGCAUCAAAUGACCCCUUUAAUGCAUCAGUGUGUCAUAGUAAAGAAUAAUUCUUAUAUAGAAGAUUGUAACAGAACCUGUAAAUACACGGUGUGUACUUUGGACAGUCAUAUAUAAUGCACUUGACACUUUUACUUUAAUUUUCUUCUUCCAAAUCUAGUUAUAAAUAUAUACUCAUUUCUUGUUUUGUUUCCAUUUCUGUACCUAAAGGCAUUAAUAAUAUAAAUUAAUAUCAUCAAUAAACAAUUUUGAAUAUAAACCUCUUGUAACUAUUUUGUAGUCAGAAUUAA
Messenger RNA from Ictalurus punctatus (channel catfish), 4399 nucleotides. RefSeq names its product macrophage mannose receptor 1. The coding region runs from base 1446 to 2411 and encodes 321 amino acids. The transcript has 6 exons. The record is from RefSeq and is a predicted model, not a curated record. NCBI's taxonomy places the organism in Eukaryota, Metazoa, Chordata, Actinopteri, Siluriformes, Ictaluridae.